UUGCGUUAUCCAGUGAUUAAACUAUUUAUGUUAGAUUUCCUGCUUCAAGUGUUUAGAAUGCAUACUGUUCCGUCAUUGUUCCUAAGUAUGUAACUGUAAUUACGUGAAUUUGCUUUGGUUUACAGUAAACAUUCCAAGAUAUAACAGUGAUUCAUUGAAGCGCCAAACAAGUGCCAAUAUUUGAGGAAAUUCGUGUGUACAAAUUCACAUAUAAAAUUGAUCAUAUUCGAACUCGGUUUUCAAAGUAGUUUGAGCAUGGAUUUAAGUGCGUGACAAUCGAAGAAAAAAUUGCAACAUUAGAGAUAUUGGAAUUAGCUCGAUAAAUUUUAUUUAUUAAUCAUUCAACGAAUCAGGAAAUAUGUCUGUCAUAUUGCAAUGGCUCGAUCAUGGGUAGGAUGUUUGAUCGGUAUUUUAAUACCAUCCGCAGUUUUUUACCUGUAUUUAUUAUUAAACGUUCCUUCUGCCGAAAUCAGUUCCUUCAAAAUUAAUGGUAAAUUGGGCUCAUCCGUGAAUAUAGAAAAAGCAAGUCCACAUAUAACUACUUUCGAAAAGUUGCGUUUAGAAAAUAAUCACAAUGAGGUAAAAUGCGAGACCGUGCAUAUUGCGAUGGUGUGCGCCGGAUACAAUUCAACAUUCGCUCUGGUGACAGUAGUAAAAUCCGUUUUAUUCUACCGCACUAAACCUUUGCACUUUCACUUGCUCGUUGAUGAAAUUGCAAAGAGGACUUUGACAACUGUGUUUCAAACCUGGGAUUUACCACAUGUGAAUUUAACAUAUUACAAAGCAGAAAAAUGGGUACCAAAAGUAUCUUGGAUACCGAACAAACAUUACUCCGGUGUUUACGGCCUUUUGAAAUUAAUUCUGCCGGAUGCGAUGCGGGAGGAUAAAGUGCUUGUAUUCGACACGGAUGUGACUGUGCUGAACGAUGUUAGUUUACUUUGGCAUAUAUUCGAGAAGUUCUCGAGCGAUCAAGCGCUAGGGUUGACAGAAAAUCAGAGUCAUUGGUACAUAAAGGCAUUGUCUUACGGUCAACGACCAUGGCCGGCAUUGGGACGAGGCUUUAACACUGGCGUGAUGCUAAUGCACUUGCAACAACUUCGUAAGAGAAAAUUUACGAGUCUGUGGGAAGCUGUUACGAAGCGUGUGCUGGCCCAUAUACCGGAAACUAGUUUAGCUGAUCAGGAUAUAAUAAAUGCCGUUAUCAAAGAACGUCCUUUUAUCGUGUAUAAAAUAAAAUGCACCUGGAAUAUUCAAUUAAGCGAUCAUACAAUUAGCGAUAUAUGUUAUCGUGACACUAGUCAAAUAAGCAUCAUUCAUUGGAAUUCUCCUCGCAAACAAGAUGUAUAUAAUAAGCAUAUUAACGAAUUUCGCAAGUUACAUAGAGUUUUCCUCGAGAUGGACGGGAAUUUAUUACGUAGACGCUUAUUUGGUUGUGAUAAACACGAAACUGUGUCUCAAUACAACGAGUCAAGUCCUUGUCGAGAUUUCACAAAAGGUGCUACCAUGUUGUAUCGUACUCAUCCUUUCCUUCUUGAGUAUGAAUACAAUGUAUAUACUCCAGCGGAUGUUGCUCUAAUAACUCAGUGUAGCGUAGAGAGAAUACCGUUACUGGAAGACCUAUCGAAACAUUGGCCUGGUACCAUAAGCGUGGCAUUGUAUCUCACCGAUGCUGAAGUACAGAAUUUCCUAGAGUUCGUACGCGGUUCCAUCGAGUUGAGAAACAGGAAGAACAUCGCAUACCACGUCGUUUACAAGGAUGGGGAACUCUAUCCAAUUAAUUAUUUACGAAAUAUUGCGAUGUCAUAUAUAUCAACCCCAUACAUCUUUCAAUUAGAUGUCGAUUUUCUGCCUCAAUAUAGAUUACACGAAAAUCUUAUGAAUUAUAUUGUUAAAUUGAAUAUGAGUGAAUCAGAUAAGGUAGCUUUGAUCGUACCAGCCUUUGAAACGGAGCGUUAUAGAUUUACUUUUCCUGCUGACAAGGAUGAACUUUUGAAAUUUUUAAAGCGCGGUGUUCUAUAUACUUUUCGUUAUCACGUUUGGACCCAGGGUCAUGCUGCUACUAAUUAUACUUAUUGGCGUAAUACAAUGGAGCCAUACGAAGUUUCUUGGGAACCAGAUUUUGAGCCGUAUAUCGUGGUCUCAAGAUUAGCGCCCCGUUACGACACCAGAUUCAUCGGUUUUGGAUGGAACAAGGUGUCUUAUUUGACGCAUUUGACAGUAUUGAAUUAUAAGUACAUUGUCUUACCGGAUACAUUCAUUAUUCAUCGGCCUCACGCCCCUAGUCUCGACAUCGGCAAGUUCAGAACUGACUCUAUUUAUAGAAGCUGUUUAAAAAAAUUGAAGGAUGAAUUCGUUGAAGAAUUAAUGUCAAAGUAUGGUGAGAAUGCAUUGUUAAAGUUAAAGAAAAUGACCAAAGACGAAAGAAUAUUAAAGUCUGUUGAAACCAAAAAGUAAUUAAUUAUAUUUGUAAUGAUAAGAACGACUGCGAAAAUUCUGAUAUAUUAUUGCUAUUUUCUCAAUAAAAAUGUAUUUAAAAAAUCA
Apis mellifera (honey bee) is the source of this 2541-nucleotide messenger RNA. Its product is annotated as LARGE xylosyl- and glucuronyltransferase 1. Gene Ontology annotation, molecular function: glucuronosyltransferase activity; xylosyltransferase activity. The coding region runs from base 376 to 2454 and encodes 692 amino acids. The record is from RefSeq and is a predicted model, not a curated record. Lineage: Eukaryota; Metazoa; Arthropoda; Insecta; Hymenoptera; Apidae. Gene Ontology annotation, biological process: protein O-linked glycosylation via mannose. The transcript has 12 exons.